AUGACAGUAACCAUCCAGAGGCAGGAGUUCAUACUGGAUAACGAAGGGAAGAACUUGUGUGACUACUAUGAUGUGGAAAAGAAGAACCUAGGAACAGGUACUUACGGUUCAGUAUCAGUAGCUGUGAGUAGGGCUACUGGGGUGAAGAGAGCUUGCAAGACUAUAUCUAAAUCCCAGGUUAAGAAUGUCCCUCGAUUCCGUCAGGAGAUAUCUAUUAUGAAGAUGGUAGACCAUCCUAACAUCAUACGCUUAUAUGAGACCUUUGAGGACGCCAAGAAUAUAUACCUCAUCAUGGAGUUAUGUACUGGUGGUGAACUCUUCGAUCGUAUAAUCGACAAGGGAUACUUCACAGAGAAUGAUGCUGCAGUGAUUAUGAAGCAGAUAUUCGCCGCCGUGUAUUACUGUCAUAAGCAUCAUAUUGUGCAUAGGGAUUUGAAGCCAGAGAACUUCCUCUUCCUGGAUAAGUCCCCCGAGUCGCCUCUCAAGGUCAUUGACUUCGGCCUUGCCACACUACGGGAGCCUGGUCAGUGUAUGAAGACUAAGGCUGGCACGCCGUAUUAUGUAGCCCCCCAGGUCCUACAGGGUGAGUAUGAUGGCAAGUGUGAUUCGUGGAGCUGUGGUGUGAUAAUGUAUGUACUUUUAUGUGGGUAUCCUCCCUUCUAUGCUGAUACUGAUUCUGAGAUCUUGAGGAGAGUCCGCAUGGGCAAGUACUCAUUCCCUGACGCCGAUUGGAAGGAUAUUAGUGAUGAAGCUAAGGACCUGAUAAGGAAGCUAUUGACCUACGACCCAGGGAAUAGAUGGACCGCUGAGCAAGCACUGAAUCAUAGGUGGAUUAAGACUAUGGCAGCAAAAGACUUCCAUGGUGAUAAGAAUGAACAUAAGAAGGUCGUAGCUAGUCUGAAGAACUUCAGAGCUCAAAACAAGAUGAAGAAGGUUGCUCUCACUGUCAUAGCUCAACAGCUCGAUGAGUCUGAUAUUGGCAAACUGAAAUCGACCUUCCAAGCUCUUGAUAAGAAUAAUGAUGGUAUGUUGUCAGUACAGGAAGUCAAGGAAGGGAUGCAAAAGAGUGGUGUAGCAUUACCUGAAGAUCUAGAGGAGAUAAUGAAAGAGGUUGAUUCUGAUGGCUCUGGUGCUAUCGAUUAUACAGAGUUCAUAGCAGCUACAAUGGAUAAGAAGCUAUAUAUUCAAAAGGAUGUAUGUUGGGCUGCAUUCAGAGUAUUCGAUAGAGAUGGCAACGGGAAGAUAUCUCGAGAAGAGUUGCAAGAUGUGUUGGGGAAUGAUGAUGUUAGGACCGCUCUGGGCUCUGAUCUGGUCACACAAAUGAUUAAUGAGGUUGAUCUCAAUGGUGAUGGUGAAAUUGAUUUCGACGAGUUCAUGCAGAUGAUGCAGAAGUCAACAUGA
Messenger RNA from Perkinsus marinus ATCC 50983, 1401 nucleotides. RefSeq names its product Calcium-dependent protein kinase, putative. Gene Ontology annotation, biological process: intracellular signal transduction; peptidyl-serine phosphorylation; protein autophosphorylation. The transcript is spliced from 11 exons. Bases 1 to 1401 code for a protein of 466 amino acids. Gene Ontology annotation, molecular function: calmodulin binding; ATP binding; calcium-dependent protein serine/threonine kinase activity. Gene Ontology annotation, cellular component: nucleus; cytoplasm. The record is from RefSeq and is a predicted model, not a curated record. NCBI's taxonomy places the organism in Eukaryota, Perkinsozoa, Perkinsida, Perkinsidae.